CGUUACAGCAAUGGGGAAUCGGAUGUGAUGAUUGGUGGGUUCGGUGUGGGCUGGCCUAUCAGCGCUGCGAGUAUUUCCCCACGCCGUCGGAUUGGCUGACGUCAAGGCGUGCGCUUUGUGACGGCGUUCUCCGCUGCCUCAGCAUUUCCGGACUGCAUUUCCCGACUUUCCCCGCGGGUGACGCGCCGGUCCCGUGACUCCGCCUCGCUCCUCCCGGUCAGUGGAAAAGAUGGCGGACGAGGAGGGGGACGGGAUCCAUUGUGGGCAGCGGAACGGGGGCGGAGGGUCGGGCAGUACCGGGGGCCCGAGGGUGGUUCGGAUCGUCAAGUCCGAGUCCGGUUACGGCUUCAAUGUCCGCGGGCAGGUCAGUGAGGGGGGGCAGCUGCGCAGCAUCAACGGAGAACUCUACGCGCCCCUCCAGCACGUGAGCGCCGUGUUACCCGGGGGGGCCGCCGACUCCGCCCACAUCCGCAAGGGGGACCGGAUACUCGAGGUGAAUGGGGUGAAUGUGGAAGGAUCCACACACAAGCAAGUAGUGGAUCUGAUCCGAGCUGGAGAGAAGGAGCUCGUCCUCACAGUCCUGUCUGUGCCACCCCACGAGGCGGAGAACCUGGAUCCAAGUGAUGACUCCUCGGGGCAGUCGUUCUAUGAUUACACCGAGAAGCAGGCGGUGCCUAUUUCCAUCCCCACAUACAAACACGUGGAGCAGAAUGGGGAAAGGUUUGUGGUAUACAACGUGUACAUGGCCGGCAGGCAGCUUUGCUCCAAGCGAUACCGGGAAUUUGCCAUUCUUAACCAGAACCUGAAACGGGAGUUUGCCAACUUCACCUUUCCCCGGCUGCCAGGGAAGUGGCCGUUCUCUUUAUCGGAGCAGCAACUGGACGCUCGCAGGAGGGGCCUGGAGGAGUUUCUGGAAAAAGUGUGCUCCAUACGUGUCAUAGGGGAGAGUGACAUCACGCAAGAGUUCCUGUCCGAAUCAGAUGAGAAUUACAAUGGGGUAUCUGACGUGGAGCUGCGCGUUGCCUUACCGGACAAAUCCACAGUAACCGUGAGAGUCAAAAAGAAUAGUACAACAGACCAGGUGUACCAGGCCCUCACUGCCAAGAUUGGGAUGGACGCAAUUACAGCCAAUUAUUUUGCACUCUUUGAGGUCAUUAAUCACUCCUUUGUCAGGAAGCUGGCCCCCAACGAGUUCCCCCACAAGCUAUAUGUACAGAAUUACACCUCGGCAGUUCCCGGGACUUGUCUCACUGUCAGGAAAUGGCUGUUCACCACCUCAGAAGAGGCUUUGCUGAAGGACAAUGACUUGGCUGUCUCUUUCUUCUUCCACCAGGCAGUGGAUGAUGUAAAACGAGGCUACAUCAAGGCAGAAGACAAAUCUUACCAGCUGCAGAAGUUGUGUGAGCAACGCAAGAUGUUAAUGUAUCUGAAUAUGUUGAGGGGCUGUGAUGGCUAUAAUGAGAUUAUCUUCCCGCACUGCUCCUGUGACUCCCGCAGGAAGGGACACGUUGUCACCUCCAUCAGUAUCAAGCACUUCAAACUGCUGGCUUGCACCGAGGAGGGACAGUUAGAGAACCAGGUGAUUGCAUUUGAGUGGGAUGAGAUGCAGCGGUGGGACACAGAUGAAGAGGGAAUGGCGUUCUGCUUUGAGUACGCCCGAGGAGAGAAGAAACCCCGAUGGGUGAAGAUCUUCACUCCCUACUUCAACUACAUGCACGAAUGCUUCGAGAGGGUUUUCUGUGAGCUGAAGUGGAGAAAAGAGGUGGAAGAAGAGGUGACAGACAAGGACAAUAAGAAUUGCAGUAUUGACAGUACAUGCAGCAAGAACAUCUUUCAGAUUGUACGGCUGCAGCAGAAGGACACCAGCACCUAACACUCCUCUCUGUGACCAAGGACUGAGCCCCGCCCUUUUUCCUUGCCUCGGGGUGGAGCUCCGUAACAGUGUAACACAACAUCCAAUCGGCUUGGCCAGAAAUGAGACAAAUGGAGUCACAAGUGGUGCGGCCCCUGGCUCUCCGUGUGGUGUAAUUCAUUGCAGGGAGUUGGGGGAGCGACUGAAUUUACACACAUACAAGCAUUUUACCUCCCGUCAGGAUCCAUUUCAGUGUCCUUUAACUAUUUGAGCAAAGUCAGUCCAAUGUCUGAUUCUGUCACUUGCUAUGUAAUGCUUCCUAUUCUUUCUUACCCCUGUAGUUUAACCCCUAUUGCCUCAUUAACACUACUCCCACCUUCUUGACCUUUUGGAUUCCAGACUCCGUCGCUGUUCUCCUCUGGGGAGGGAAAUGUAAAGCCACAUCUCCACUGACCAAUCAGGAAUUAGGACUGUGUCGUGUGUGCACAACUACUGUGUGAACAUGUACAUACGCAUAUUUAAGCAACAUGCCAUCCGUAUUGUACGCAUGUGCCGGAUCAUUUGAGGUGUCCUUGGGGGGGAGAAUCCCAUUAACGAGACAUAAAAAGGAGCAAUUAAGACUGAGGCCCACCCAUGUCAUUAUUAUCCCUCAUUAGGAGUCUCAAUGCUUUUCAUUGCUAAACAUGCUGCUUGUUCCCUUAAACUGCAACAUGGAACCCAAACACUCCUGUAAAUAGCAAAUGUUCAUCCUUUAUACAUUUCAGUUUGAAGCAGUGUCUAAUGAGCAGAGACCCCCCUCAAAUACACGUAUGGGUUCCUCUGCUCCCUUCUCCCAGGGAAGAGCUUGCUGCAGUCUCUCUCCUUGUGGAAGGAUGUCAGUAUUUGAGACCUGUGGAAAUUCUAUUUUGCUCUGUCAGAUGGUGGUUGGAGAGGGUUGUCCUGAGUUUUAGAAAUGCCUUUAGGUUCCUAGUGGGUUAAGCCAGGGCCGUAUUGCUUCCUUUUACAUCUUCCUCUUUGUGCAGGGAGUGUUUAGGAGGAAGGAAAUGCACUUUUACGCUUGGAGGGGACUGCCCAGCACAUGACAUUCUUCUCGGCUGCUGUCCCAGGCACUUUGCCAUUUAAUGAUUUACAGCCCCAGCAAGAUGGCCGGUGGCUAUUUGUAGCCUUAGUGGCCUGCAUGCUUCAGACCCAGACGUCCCUCAACUAACAGCCCUAUUGAACUAGCAGAACUCAGAUGUAGGUGGGCAGGUAGGGCGCCAUAUUGAGUUGAAUGUAGGAUUAUGUCUGUUCUUUUGCACAAUAAUAUUAUGGAAUGAAUCUGUUUCGCCAAACAUCAUCUGAUUAAUAGGGGGUUAAGCUCAGCCCAUGUGAUCUACCUCCCUCUCUGUGAAACAGGAAUGUGAACUGGUUGUUGGCGGAGGUGCAGUUAACCUGUUGUAAGGCUACAGCAUCUAAGGGGCUCACAGGAAGGUAAUAGGUCUGAGCAAAUUCUCUGCAGGGGACUGACCGAUAUGUACUGCUUAGAUUUCAGCAUGAUUCUAUGGAGUCUGCUCUUGAUGUUUCUCGUUCAAAGCGAUCAUCUUCCAUUGGUGACAUCUGUAGAAAGCCACAACAGCAAUAAGUCACCCAGAUGGGGCUUCAAGUGAACGAGUCACUUGGUAUGGUCUCUUAAAGAAGUGGAACUGUAUCCUAAAGAAGAGGCCUACAAGGGACUUGGCCCUAAGAGUAUUUAUGCAUGGGUGCCAAGAAUCAGCCCUGCAUGGAAAUUGUAGUCACCCAAUUUGUUCUCCAGAAAUAGUUCCCUUUAAAGGACUUCUGUACAGAAUGAUAGUCUUGGCUUUUUAGCCAGAUAGGACUCUUGGAGAGCACUUCAACAGGAGAACAGAUAGAGCUCCUGCAGGAGAACUUGACUGUUGCCUGUAGAGGGCACCUACUGACAGUCAUUGAUGGUCAUUGAGAUAUGGCUAGAGAGAAUUUGUGCAGAGAGUGAUAUACUGGUUAUUAAGAGAGGGUUCAUACAGAAGAACUGCAUGGUCAACUGUUUGAAGGUCAUCUACAUAGAAUCAUAGAUGAUCAUUGAGAUACAUCUCCUGCAGGAGAACGUAGACCGCAUCCUUUUGAGGACAUCUACAGAGAAUCAUAGAUGCUCAUUAUGAAAGGCCUUCUGCGGGUGGGUCUACCUGAGACUGUCACCUGGAGAGGAUACUCACAGAGAAUGCUAGUCAUCCAGUGUGUUCUCCAGAAUCUGUUCCAUACAUGAAAAUGAUGGACCUGUCAGCCAUAGGGAUCAGUAGAGGAACCUGUGGACCCUGCAGGGAAUUAUGUAUUUAUUGAAUUCCGUUUCCUGUAGAAUGAAGCACUCACCCAAACAUUACUCUUGCAAAGGGGAGCCCUUUCUCCGCCCCUAGGGUGAACGUUCUACUCCCCAUCUUCGCUCACUGCGUUGUUUUGUUCUUUUAAUUUAUUUUUUUUUUCUUCCUUUGAGAAGGAAACUAACCAUUUUUCGGGCAGUGUAUAUUUUUCCUGGUAUUUGAAGACAGCAAAAUGUUUAACGAGAGAAAUAUCCUGACUCACAUCAGUGUUUUUAAUUUGUCGUUCUCGAGCUAACCACUCUAAUGUCGUUUGGUAACAGUCACCAUAGUGUAAUUAAUUGUAACAUAUUCUUUUAAAUAAAUCAGUUUAUUGAUGAGACUA
Messenger RNA from Xenopus laevis (African clawed frog), 4546 nucleotides. It is a transcript of the gene snx27.S, whose product is annotated as sorting nexin family member 27 S homeolog. Lineage: Eukaryota; Metazoa; Chordata; Amphibia; Anura; Pipidae. Gene Ontology annotation, cellular component: cytosol; endomembrane system; early endosome. The transcript has 13 exons. The record is from RefSeq and is a predicted model, not a curated record. Gene Ontology annotation, biological process: vesicle-mediated transport; endocytic recycling; intracellular protein transport. Gene Ontology annotation, molecular function: phosphatidylinositol-3-phosphate binding; phosphatidylinositol binding. The coding region runs from base 230 to 1873 and encodes 547 amino acids.